Molecule: messenger RNA, 1600 nt
Organism: Hevea brasiliensis (rubber tree)
Lineage: Eukaryota; Viridiplantae; Streptophyta; Magnoliopsida; Malpighiales; Euphorbiaceae
Product: 5'-adenylylsulfate reductase-like 4
Exons: 4
Coding region: 387-1367 (326 amino acids)
Source: RefSeq, a predicted model, not a curated record
CACGCCUUUGGACUUGUAAUUGUACUGUACGAUUAUGGGUUAUGAGUCACUGAAUCGGUUGCUCGCUCACCCACCCAGACCCUCUCCCUCCCAAAGCGCUACCGUUUCCUCUUCUUCCCCCAUCCAAAAUCAGACUUAUAUAAAUUAUUAUUAUUAUUUUAUCUUGUGAUCUCUCUCAACUGACUCCAUUGCUAUUUAAGAAUCAUUUUCGAUAUUCUCUGGGCUCCAUCCUUUACAAAAUUGCCCUAAAAUGUGCUGGUUUCGUUCUUUCACCUCCCUUCUUCUUCUUCGAUUCUUCUCUCGACUGCCCUGAUUUUUAGUGCCCUCGGUUUUUUUAGUUGGGUCCUUUUUUUUUUUUUUUUCUCCUUUUUCUUGUGGGCUUUUCGAUGAUGGGAACUAGGGUUUGGCCAAGGCGGAUCGUGACGCUGCUCUGCGUGAUGGUGAUGAUUUGGGGGAGUCUGAGUUCCACCGCCGCCGACCCUAGUAGGGUUUCGAUGUGUCCUAGAGAGUCCGUUGUAGAUUUGAUCUUUGGAUUUCUAGAUCGAAGCUAUGCCGUUUAUGGCAGUGUUGAAUCUCCUGAUUUCGUUGGGGUUACCGAGGGCGAUGAGGUUUCAUUACAAAAGGCACUGAGUAUGGUUUACAAGAACAGUCACCAAUAUGUAGCUGUGCUCUUCUAUGCGUCAUGGUGCCCGUUCUCUAGGACUUUUAGACCAAGCUUCUCCCUCCUUUCCUCUUUGUUUCCUUCCAUCCCCCAUUUUGCGAUUGAAGAAUCAUCCAUUAGGCCAAGCAUACUCUCAAAGUACGGAGUCCAUGGAUUUCCAACUCUAUUCCUUUUAAAUUCUACUAUGCAUGAUCGGUACCAUGGCUCCCGGACAUUGGGUUCUCUUGUUGCUUUCUAUACUGAUGUUACAGGCGUCAAGAUUGCAUCGCGGAAUAAAGGAUCCCUAGACAAAAUUGUACGCUCAUCAAACCAUGAAAAUAAUGAUAACAAUGACCAGGAAAGCUGCCCAUUCUCAUGGGCAAAAUCUCCAGAGAAUUUGUUUAGACAGGAAACAUAUUUGGCUCUGGCAACUGCGUUUGUGUUUUUGAGAUUGAUUUACAUAUUUUUCCCUACUCUGCUUGUAUUUGUUCAGUUUGCUUGGAGAGGGCAUAUUCGGAACUUGAGAUUGGGGAGCUUCUUGGAGCAUCCUCGGGCCUAUCUGAAUGGAAUAAUACAAGUAUUCAAUUCUCUGAAGGAGCCUUGCAGGAAAACUAAUUUACAAGAAGGAGCGAUGAAUGCCAGGGCAUGGGCGUCCAAGUCCCUUGUUACGGUGUCAAUAGGGGAUGCAAGCACCAGCAGAGGUCCACCAAUUAGUGAAUGCCGCUGAGUUUUUCUCUGAUUGUGCGAAGGCUAAAAUUUGACAUCCCUGGUUAUAGUUUAAUGUUUGUGACAAUGUGAAAUAUGUUGACAUUGUUGUAUCCAUUUCUCAUUUGUCCAUAUGAUUUAGUACACAGUUUAUUUUGCCAUUUAAGAAGCAAUAAUUGAAAUCUAAUUUGUGUAUAUAUAAUAUUGAUAGACAUUGUGUCCAAACCCAUCUAUUUUAUUCAUUUAUGUUGGAUA